Porites lobata is the source of this 6904-nucleotide messenger RNA. The record is from the annotation of a GenBank genome assembly. NCBI's taxonomy places the organism in Eukaryota, Metazoa, Cnidaria, Anthozoa, Scleractinia, Poritidae.
AUGAAACCAGCCUGCCAGUUCAAUAGGGGCCAUGGUAUCCAUGACGAACCGGACAGCUCCCCCUCCCCCCAGCCCGUCGAAUCAAACUAUGAAGACAGCAAUGAAAGCGAAGAUGAAGAUGACGAUAUUGAAUUCAGUGUCUCAGAUGAAAGUGACGUGAAUGAUGGUGUUGAGGAUGAGGUAAGGCUCCAUAGCUUCGAUGAACUGCAGUUACCCUCUGAGGCUCUUUUUCUUGUUGGACACCGAACAAGGUUCGGAAGGGCGAAGCGUUUCAAUAGAAGAGAAAUAGAGUGUCAAUAGAUGAUGAUCAAAGGUUCGACUGCCACAUUUUGGAAAAUGCUGACCACCCGCCUGGAACAGCGACGAUCGAAAUGCACCAAUCACAGCUGUUAAAAAGUAACCGAUGUGCUUUACAAAGUUUGGCGGAACCAUCCGACCUCGAGAUUCUCAUCAAAAGUGACUACAUCGUGGGACUAGACUCACUAAACGGUAAAGGUAACCUAAAUUCCCACACUUGUUUUGUCACAAAAUUUAUUUCAGAAAGACGACACGGUCUAAGUGAACCCCCCAACCCUCCAAAGUUGUAUUUUAUGUUUCGUUAUACGCAACGUCCAUGCUUAUUAGACGUCGAAACUUUUUGCUGGCAUAUUAUUGAAAGGGAUUAAACUAGAAAGAAGAUGCUCUGAUCUUAAGAUCUUGUGAGCUGUGUGAGGAGAAAUACGAUUGUUGUGUUUACAUAUGGUAAGGAAUGUGCAAAUUAGUGUUAAAAGAUCUGUGAUUAUUGUGAUAUUGGUACUGCAAUACUACACUUGAAAAUUAUGGCGGUUUCCGCUUACCUAAGCCUUUCUUGAAUAAAAACAGUUUCUAAGUAAAUGUUUGAAUUGCCAUUAAAAGUUUCGGUUUGUAACAAAAACACUGUUGUCCUUAGGAGUGAAAAUUGAAAUCUGCGCUCCUUUGUAAAUCAAAAAUUAUCCGCUGAAUUAUUGCUGACAUUUACUGGCAUACAGUGAAGCUUUCCUCUAUUAAUUAACUGGCUAACAUUCUUGUUCGACUUGUGAAUACUAUUCGCGGCCCGUGAAAAAGUGAAUAGUACUUACCUAGAAAUGGAGCUUUUAUUUGUUAGGAGUUGUUGAUCGCCAACAUUGGAAAAGCAGUUAUGUCACUCCAGAACGUUCAGAGGUAUAUCCUUUGCGCCGGGAAACAUCCGCAAAAAAACCCCGAGUUUUUUCCACCAGUAAAAAAGCUGGUUUUUGUCCUUAAAACCUUUCAGUCUUGUGUGCAUAUUUUGCGGGGUCUAUUGUGUCGACCAUUGUAGUAUACAACAGUGUUUUGUAAACGCAUACAAGCAUAAACACUGUUUCAAUGCAUAAUGACCUGGAUAUUGAGGAAAACGCUGUUUUUGCGUAGUUUAUUAACCGUUAAGCAAUUGUUGUUUCCCGAUCUGAUUCUCGCGGGCUCUGUCUCUUAUAUUUCAAGUAAAAGAAUGCCUAUAAACAACAAAAAAGUAUUUUUAACGAAGUUAAUGAACAUUUCAAUAUGAACAUCGCAGUGUAGCUAUUCACUCAUGCACAAGGCAGAGCGGUGUGUGUGCGGUUUCUUUUUUUUUUUCCUUUUACCAUUUCGCAGAAUUAGACUUGGAGCGGGUAACGAGCAAAAAACGAUGUAAAGAACUUCUGCCGUGUACAACUGUACUGAAAUGCAGACAGUCAAUAUCGGGAACGUAAAUAACAGCCAAAUGAAGCAAACAGAAAGUAACCCGCUAAGUGCUCUAUAAAUUGGACUUAAAUGAUCGCUCAAGCGUCAGCCUCCUUUGCGGUGUAUGAAAAAACAUUGCACUGAAACAAGGUUAAAGGUUAAAGUUUUGUUUAUAGUGGAGAGUGCAAUUCUUUAGUUUAGAAAGAUAGAUAGAUAGAUAGAUUGAUAGAUAGGUAGUUUAAUUACCAAUACUUUGCAGCCCGAAGGCUGAAUUGCGUAUUUACAAAUGAUGGAAUUGGUAAAAUGUGUAUAUGAAAUUAAGUACAGUAAAUAUAGUUUACAGGCACUCCAUUCAAAUAAUAAGAAACAAAGCAUCGAAAUACAGUGAAACCUCUACUAAGCGGGCACCUCCGGGAACUUCCCAAGCGUCCGCUUAAUAGAGGGUGUCCGCUUAAUAGGGGUUGUAAAAAUUGCGCAAUGUUUGUUAACGAUCAACAUUCAACGGUUACUCUGUACUGUGAUAAAGUUGCAUGUUGUUAAAGAAGCUAUAGUUCAAGUUCAUUACCUUUCAUUACCAACUUUGUUUGUAAAUGCAGUACGUAUUUUAAGGACGUAAUUCAAUACUACUAUUGUCAAUUCAGUCCGGUUCCCGCUUAAUAGAGGUUUUUAACAAUAGAAAUUAGCCAAAUACAACUUAUUUUAGUGUCCGCGUCCGCUUAAUAGAGGUGUCCGCUGAAUAGGGGUUCGUCAUAAAGGGAAAUAUCAUGCAGACGUUCGUUUCGGGACCCGGCUUAGUGUCCGCUUAAUUGGGGGUCCGCUUAAUAGAGGUUUUACUGUAGAACAUAACAGGAUGAAAAACCCCAACUGGCAGGAGGCAGCCAGUUGGCUAUUUACGAGCGUGGACGAGGAUUUGAACUUGGAAGGACCGAGAACAAAUCCAGCAAGUGGCCAGAGCGGGACUUGAACCCGGUACCGCCGGAUAUUGAGUCUGACGCGCUGUGCACUCGGCCACACUGCCUUAUAAGAUAGUUGGACUGUUUGCCCAAUGACUUUGAAGCAGUGUACAGUUGAAUGAAAUAAUGUGUGUACCCAAUCGAGGUAUGGCCCUGAAGUUUCCAAAAAUAAGAUAUAAACACACACACCGGUUAUAUACUGCACAAGAGAUUUAUUAAGAAGCAAAUAAACAUGAUACACUUGAUCAAGCGCCUUGCUUCUGACAGAACGCGUGAUUUUGGAUAUGCAAACGAGAGCUGAAUUUCACGUUUAGAAACUGCAACAAUGUUCUUGGUACAAAGAAAAUUCAGUUUAGUUAUUAAUAUAAUUUAAGCACAGACUUUGAUUUUUUUUGUGAGACAAUGAAGACACUUAAAUAAGCGGAAUUCCAUUGUACUAUAUAAAAGCAAGAGAGUCGGUAAUUAAAUCAACAUGUGGACGAAAACCUUUACUGUAUGCCUCCACCAAAUUCGGUUUAUUGGAAUCAACCUUCGUCUCACACUUCCUGAAGUUGGCAGCAGUUUCACUAGUUAGCGUCUUGAACAAGGUGUUUUUUUGGAGCGGAAGACUGAAGAGUUUGGAGUUUGGUAAUGAGCGGUCUGUAUGUGAGGUACAAACAAUGUCUUUUCCAAAAAAAUCAAAUUCCAUGAUCUUAGUUUAAAAAAAUUACUUAAUUCUCUCUGACAAAAGAAAUGAAUCAGGAUCAUGAAAUAAGGUCUCUUGUCUUGGAUAGAGCCGCGAGAUGAACGAUUUUUGUCGUAAAAAACGUGAGGGUUUGAGAAGCUCCAAGGCACACCUCUACCGAACCUUCACCUGAUUCACCCCCCCGGAAUUCAAACACGGUUCUUUCUUAUUGGUGAAAUUAUGACAUUUAUUAGUAGAUUUAUUUAUGAGCUUUUUGCGAUUUCUCUAUUGGCUGCAGCUACCUUCUGACGUACAUUGCAGCCAAGCCCUUUGAGUCAAUAUAUCUGCAUUUCUAUUUGUGCUAAAAUCAGUUUCACAGGUGUAGCUCUGAAGGUUUUUAACUUCCCUGCUGUUUUGCCGGAAUUCCCAGUCACAAGCGUCUUAAAGAAUGAAAUCUUUGUUUGCGUCAGUGUUGGUAUUUGCCUUUUGUAUCUCCGAAGGUAUGAACUAUCUGUUAUUUUGUCAUGUGUCAUGUGUCAUGUGUCUAAUCACCUGUUCCCGGUUGUUCAUACAUUGCCACUAUUUCAUUAACGGGCCUGCUAGAUGUAGCUCUGUAGGUUCCUAACGGAUUAAUCCUUUGGGUCCCAAGAGUGACCAACAUCAAUUUUCUCCUAACAACAUCAGCAGAUCAUCAAGAGUGAAGGUUAUGAGAAUUACUAAAUUGAUUACCAAAGGAGAAUGCUUUGAUCUUAAACGAAAUUCUCUCAACUAUUCUUAAACGAAAUGUAUGGAGAUCAAUCUGGAGAAUUUGUAUGUGCAUACUGGGGCUUAAAGGAUUAAUUCUUUUUUUUCUGUCAAGUUUAUCGACUCUAUUUUCACUAAUUUUAUGGCGUAGCUCAAGCACGAACCGAGUUCGCGUAAGGACUGUGGUAUAGGAAAAAAAAGAGGAAAAGAAAACAUCUUGUUGAUGACACAUAGAGACACACACACAAAUUUGUUCUGGCUUGCUUAAAAUUCUUAAUUUGUGAAAAAAAUCACCGAUAUAGAAUUUUAAGCAAGCGUCAUGUCACUGUAUGUCCUGUAGUUGAAUUGCAAUAUGUGAGAGCAUUCAAAGAAUUUUUUUCUUUAAACUAGGCAAUGCUUUUCUCGUGAAAUUAGCCUUUGCUUUCUUAAAUGGAAUCGAUGCGAAUGCUAUUAAGCAAACUGGUCGUGCGAAAAAAGGUGUUGCGGUCAAUUCAAUUUACAAUUCAAAGAGAAUAAACCGACAUUAUUGAAAUAUGUUUCCGACUGCAAAUUCUUUUCAAUAGGUUGAGUUUGAUCGUCCGGGUGAACGUAGUCCUGAAUAGGACUGUUGUUGUUGACAGUGACUGACGUUUCGACAACCUGUGCGGUAGUCAUCUUCAGAGUCAGAGUCUUUUAUAAAAUUUUUUGCGAUCUCUUAAUUUUUGUCACCUUUGGAUGCUCAUUACACCAAGCCCUUUAAGGGCCUGUUUACAUGGGGGUGGGGGACCCUAGGUAGGUGAGGUAACCCGCUUAGGUGGGGUAGCCCGCCUCUUCAUAUAAUCUCUCUUUUUUUAUUGUGAUCACGUUUACACGUUUAAACUAGGCAAUGCUUUUCUCGUGAAAUUAGCCUUUGCUUUCUUAAAUGGAAUCAAUGCAAAUGCUAUUAAGCAAACUGGUCGUGCGAAGAAAGGUGUUGCGGUCAAGUCAAUUUACAAUUCAAAGAGAAUAAACCGACAUUAUUGAAAUAUGUUUCCGACUGCAAAUUCUUUUAUAAAAUUUUUUGCGAUCUCUUAAUUUUUGUCACUUUUGGAUGCUCAUUACACCAAGCCCUUUAAGGGCCUGUUUACAUGGAGGUGGGGUACCCCAGAUAGGUGAGGUAACCCACUUAGGUGGGGUAGCCCGCCUCUCCAUAUAAUCUCUCAUUUUAAUGUGAUCACGUUUACAUGUUAGGUGAGGUAACCCGCCACAUGUUACCUCACCUACCUGGGGUCACCCACCUUCAUGUAAACAGGCCCUAAGUCGAUAAAACUGCUUUUCUGGUUCUUCCUUUUCUUCUUUUAUUACUUGGCUCCAUGUAUAAAGAUGAUUCUUCAAAGUGGUCAGGGUUUCCAUUAAAGAACAUUUCAGCAUAAAGUCGUUCUUCUUGUAUUGCGAACUGUAUUUGCCUUAGGUUUCUGAUUACUCAGUUUCUUGUACGUAGACGGUAAAGCUUUAGGCAAGAAAAGCCUUGCAGACAGGAGAUAGUCCGUCGGCACUCUUCCUCUAUUUGUCCGUCAGCUUUCACAAAUGUGUUAACGUUGCAUUUUAUGUAUGGUUAAAUUUGACCAGCAUUUUGUGCAGCGAGUUCUACGGUCACGAUUGACUUCAAACUUGCAGAUAUAAAACAAGAGAGCUCUGAGGCUUAUUUGCUGAAGUUAGAGAAAAAUCUGUCACAGAGUUUCCAACUUAUUGACUCUUUGUGUAAAAAUGCGGUAUAAACAUAUGCCGAUAUCUCGAGCGUUCUUAUACCUACAAGAAAAUAAAUAACUGAUUUUCUUAAAGUUGCACCAUUAUUUAUUAAGGAUGCCAAAAAUCAUAGAAAUCGGUUAAAUCAUUUCAACCAAACAACGUGCUUCAAAAACAUAACCAACGCGCAUAUAAACAGGUUCGGGCCAGCUUAAACGUUGGAAAUUCUGGAGCACACAGGGGGUCACUUCCAAGUAGGUUUUUAAUUCAAAAAGAUUUUGAGGGGCUUACAGUCAUCCUUAGGUCCUUCAUUUUUUAACUUCUCGUUAAAUAUUCUUCUGCUUUUUUUGUUUAUCUAAGUUACGACUGAUCAGACAAUAUUAAAAAAGGUGGGGGACCCCGAAAGGUGAGGAAACGUGAGACAGGUCACCCCACCUAUCAUGUUAACGUACCCUAAACCUAAGCGGAUUACCCCACCUACCUGGGGUCCCCCACCUCCAUGUAAACAGGCCCUAAAAGGGGUUGAUAGGAUGUAAUUCCAUCACUAAAAAAUCAAAAGACAAUGAACAAUAGAACCACGCCACAUCACACAAGCUAAUAAACAACGUUCUUCGCAGCUCGCCAAGGAAAACUAAAGAAAAUAAAAUUAGUUGGAGAAACUGAGCGGUAGCCCGUGACGGAAUCUGUAAAACGACAUCAUGUGUUGGUUGAGAUACUUUAGCACAUCUCUUUAAAUGCCUGUAAAACGGGAGGUCUACACAGUGAAAUUUAAAUAGUGUUUCCUGCUGCUUUUAUAGGACAUGGAAUAAAGUGCUACCAGUGUGAGUCAAGAAAGAGUUGGGAUGAAUGUGUUCCUGGAAACAAUACAGAGUGUGCAACCGGCCUGGAUUCCUGUGUUAAAUUUGAAGGUCACGUAGAAUUCCAGGGUGAAACUCACGAAUAUGUUUACAAAGGAUGCGCCUUGAAAUCGAGAUGCAACGACGAGGCUUGCGAAAUACUGGAAAAAGUAUAUUCAUUAUACAAUAUUAAGAUCAAGAAGUGUGACGUCAGUUGCUGUCAAAGUGACCUGUGUAAUGGAGCCAAAGUACCAAUAGUCAGCGGCUUCCUGUUUUUGGCCUGCGCCUACGUGGCAUUUUUCUCUUAA